Messenger RNA from Mesitornis unicolor (brown roatelo), 500 nucleotides. RefSeq names its product [Protein ADP-ribosylarginine] hydrolase-like. The annotation marks the transcript as partial. The transcript has 5 exons. The record is from RefSeq and is a predicted model, not a curated record. Lineage: Eukaryota; Metazoa; Chordata; Aves; Mesitornithiformes; Mesitornithidae.
GGGCCCACCAGCAUCCUGGGCACCUCACAGCUGCGACCAGGGGAGCCCGAGGGCUUUCGCAUCCCCUUCAACCCCACAGGCACAGGGUGUGGGGCAGCCAUGAGGAGCCUGGCUAUCGGCCUCAGGUACCCCCACACACGGGACCUGCCCACGCUGAUCCGAGUGAGCAUCGAGAGCGGGCGCAUGACCCACCACCACCCCACAGGGUACCUAGGGGCGGUGGCAGUGGCGCUUUUCGGGUCACUGGGGGCACGGGGGGUGCCUCUCGAGCGCUGGGGGGCCGAGCUGCUGCGGGCACUGCCCAUGGCCUGGGGACACGUGGAGGCCGUGGGGGUGGCACUUGAGGACAACAUGGCUACCUGGACCUUCUUUGGGGAUGCCUGGCGCAAUUCCACGCGGCCCAUCGCUGCCGGGUGCUGGGGGCUGCAUUGGGGGCUGGCGCCCGUCCCCCCUGGGCUCCACUGCUCCCUUGUCACGCGCCGCCUCCACGAGCUGGCCUG